Molecule: messenger RNA, 3710 nt
Organism: Lutra lutra (Eurasian river otter)
Lineage: Eukaryota; Metazoa; Chordata; Mammalia; Carnivora; Mustelidae
Gene: KLHL17
Product: kelch like family member 17
Exons: 12
Coding region: 1238-3010 (590 amino acids)
Molecular function (GO): protein binding
Source: RefSeq, a predicted model, not a curated record
CACAACGCGGGCAGGCAGAACGUGGCACCGAGCUGCCACAGGCCCCAAGGGCAGCAGGGCCGUCCAGGGUGCUUACGGGGGCGGGGCUUCUUAAAGGAACAGGCGGGGAUGGAUGGUCGGGGUGGCUUCUCCGACGUAGGCGGCGGGCGGGGCCGCGGGGGCUUCCUGGAGGGGAGAGCGGGCGAGGCGCCCGGACGUGGCUGGGAGGAUUGCAGCGCUGCGUUCCGGCCGCGAAGACGCGGGCAGCGCGGGAGGCGGGGCGGGCGGCGCCGAGAAACAGCGGCUGCGGGCGGGCGGGAGCGAGGGACGCUGAGCCGGCCGCCACCGCCUAGCAGCCCUCCGGCAGUCAGAAGUCCGUUCGUCUGCGCGUUCUCCGCGGGUCGCGGCGGGUCCGGCAGCCGAGCCCAUGCAGCCGCGCAGCGAGCGCCCGGCUGGCAGGACGCAAAGCCCAGAGCACGGCAGCCCGGGGCCUGGGCCGGAGGCGCCGCCGCCGCCGCCGCCGCCGCAGCCGCAGCCGCAGCCGCAGCCGCCGGCGUAAGUGGGCCGAGGGCCUGGGGACCGUGAGCCAGACCAGGGGGUCCGGGAGGGAUGCGCGGAGGGGCGUGCGCCCACCUUGGCUGGCUGCCCGGAGGAGGAGGCCUCGGCGCCCCGCAGGCUCGGCCCGCCCCUGGAGGUACAACUCCCCCCGUUUGUCGCGCACGCAGCGACGUGGGACCGGGCGCGCAGAAGUGGCUGCUUCCCGGAGGCGCUGUCCUCUCCCGCCGCCCUUGAAUUCUGGCUGCGCCGCUCAGACUUGGGCUUCUGGCUGCGCCGCUCAGACUUGGGCGACUUGUCUGCAGGAUAGGGGGGAGGGUCAGGUGAGGUUCGACCUGCUGGUGGCAUAGGGGCCGUCUUCAGAGCUGUCCUGAAGCCUUAGCCAGUCGCGCUUGGUGCACAUCCUGUGUGCCCAGCCCGUGCUGAGGACACUGGACUCUGACGGGGAACGGGAAGGGCGGCCAGUGACAGACGAGCACCUGGUCCCAAAGAGGGCGAAGGGAACUUGGUUCUUACAAGUUACGGGCAGAGAUGCGCUAUUCUGUGGGGACACCUGCGCAGAGGGGAGUACGGUGCCAGAAGGGGUCCUGGCAGAGGAAGCUGCGUAGGGCCAACGCUGGCAUCUGGUGCGACUGGACGUCACCGGAGGAGCAGCCCGGAGGCAGAGCGCGUGCGUCCUCGCCAGGCCCGGCCCACGGCCCCAAUGGAGGGUGCAAUGCAGCUGCUGAGCCGCGAGGGCCACACCGUGUCCCACAACUCCAAACGGCACUACCACGAUGCCUUCGUGGCCAUGAGCCGCAUGCGGCAGCGUGGCCUCCUGUGUGACAUCGUCCUGCACGUGGCGGCCAAGGAGAUCCGAGCACACAAGGUGGUGCUUGCCUCCUGCAGUCCCUACUUCCACGCCAUGUUCACAAAUGAGAUGAGUGAGAGCCGCCAGACGCACGUGACAUUGCAUGACAUUGACCCUCAGGCCUUGGACCAGCUGGUGCAGUUUGCAUACACGGCUGAGAUUGUGGUGGGCGAAGGCAACGUGCAGACUCUGCUCCCAGCUGCCAGCCUCCUGCAGCUGAAUGGCGUCCGUGACGCCUGCUGCAAGUUCCUGCUGAGUCAGCUCGACCCCUCCAACUGUCUGGGCAUCCGGGGCUUUGCUGACACGCACUCAUGCAGCGACCUGCUCAAGGCCGCACACAGGUACGUGCUGCAGCACUUUGUGGAUGUGGCCAAGACCGAGGAGUUCAUGCUGUUGCCACUAAAGCAGGUGCUGGAACUGGUCUCUAGCGACAGCCUGAACGUGCCUUCAGAGGAGGACGUCUACCGUGCCGUCCUGAGCUGGGUCAAACAUGACGUGGACGCUCGGAGACAGCAUGUGCCAAGGCUCAUGAAGUGCGUGCGCCUGCCCCUGCUGAGCCGGGACUUCCUGCUGGGCCACGUGGAUGCUGAGAGCCUGGUGAGGCACCAUCCUGACUGCAAGGACCUGCUCAUCGAGGCCCUCAAGUUCCACCUGCUGCCUGAGCAAAGGGGUGUCCUGGGCACCAGCCGGACGCGGCCCCGGCGCUGUGAGGGCGCCGGCCCCGUGCUCUUCGCUGUGGGUGGUGGGAGCCUGUUCGCCAUCCACGGAGACUGUGAAGCAUAUGACACGCGCACUGACCGCUGGCACGUGGUGGCCUCCAUGUCCACACGCCGGGCCCGGGUGGGCGUGUCAGCAGUUGGGAACCGGCUGUAUGCUGUGGGUGGUUACGAUGGGACUUCAGACCUGGCCACCGUAGAGUCGUACGACCCUGUGACCAACACCUGGCAGCCUGAGGUGUCCAUGGGCACGAGGCGCAGCUGCCUGGGUGUGGCUGCCCUGCACGGGCUCCUGUAUGCAGCUGGUGGCUACGAUGGGGCCUCCUGCCUCAACAGUGCUGAACGCUAUGACCCUCUGACGGGAACAUGGACGUCCAUCGCGGCCAUGAGCACCCGGAGGCGAUACGUGCGUGUGGCCAUGCUUGAUGGGAACCUGUACGCUGUGGGUGGUUACGACAGUUCGUCACACCUGGCAACUGUGGAGAAGUAUGAGCCCCAGGUAAAUGCAUGGGCCCCCGUGGCCUCCAUGUUGAGCCGACGAAGCUCCGCAGGGGUGGCGGUGCUGGAGGGGGCCCUCUACGUGGCCGGCGGCAACGACGGCACCAGCUGCCUCAACUCUGUGGAGAGAUACAGCCCUAAGGCCGGUGCCUGGGAGAGCGUGGCCCCCAUGAACAUCCGAAGGAGCACGCAUGACCUGGUGGCCAUGGACGGCUGGCUGUAUGCCGUGGGGGGCAACGAUGGCAGCUCCAGCCUCAACUCCAUCGAGAAGUACAACCCGAGGACCAACAAGUGGGUGGCCGCGUCCUGCAUGUUCACGAGGCGCAGCAGCGUGGGCGUGGCAGUGCUCGAGCUGCUCAACUUCCCGCCGCCCUCCUCGCCCACGCUGUCCGUGUCGUCCACCAGCCUCUGACCAGCGGCGCGGACUGCCCAGAGGCCCGGCCCCGCGGUCUCCCACAUGCCUUAAGCCCCACAGGGCGGCCCCAGCACCUCGCGUGUCGGGGGCGGGGUGCUCGGCCCCCACCAAGAAAGUCCUGCCCUGUCUGUCCUUCUCUCUGCGUCGAGGCCGGCCACUUCUGUGUCCACUGCUCAGUGUGUGUGUGUGGGCGUGUGCGUGGGCGUGUGCGCCGUUUACUUACUUCCUAGUUUAUUUAUUUAUUUAUUAUUUAUCGGUCAGUGAACCGCGCAGCACCUACUAGUUCACGCGUUUCCCCUUGACGUGUCCUGUGUCUCUGGGACCAAGCUGCCUUCCCAGGUGUCCUGCCCCACUGGGGGCACCAAUGAGCAAUGGGGGUGGACACUUGGAUUGUGGGUGGGUCAGAGGUGAGCUCAGACUCUAGACCUGGAGGGACUGCGGGGGCAGGUGCAGAGCAGCAGGCCAGGGUUGCAGGGGUGGGGGGCGGUUUCUGAGCAGGUGCAGACCCUUCCAGCCUGGGCUUUGCACGCCUCCCCUACCUUGCCCAGCCAGGCACACUCCCAAGAAGGGCAUGAUGCAAGCUUCCUUCUCGUGGGCAUGGUGUGUCUUCUGGAUCCUGCACUGAGCUGAGCACAGUGUGCCCCAGACCCCACACAGCAAUAUGAGCCAACUUGAACAAUAAACAUGUUUCUCGGGC